UCACUCACAGUGUGUGAUGCGUGCAGUUGUGAAGCGGAUUUCUCAGCACUGACAUGUGCCAUGGGUGAGCACAGGGUUUCAAACAGUUUUUAAAAUCUGCUUAAGAUUUAUACACGAAAUGCGACUGACACGGAAACUGUGGACUAUUUGCACCAUAAGCAUUUUGCUGAUAUUUUAUAAGACGACUGAAAUUGGCAAAAGUGAACAUCAGGAAGCUGUAUUGUCUGGGAACUUUGAUUCAAGUGCUACAAGGCUGAUGGGUGUUGGUGAUCUGAUAAAUGGUGAAAAGUGGAAAAUUAAUGUCACUGUUGUGAACAUUAUAAGGAAGGACAUUCUUCGUUUCUUGGAUGCGGAGAGAGACGUGUCUGUUAUCAAGAGCAAUUUCAAACCAGGUGAUAUAAUCCACUAUGUUCUGGAAAGAAGGAGAACAUUUAAUGUGACUCACACCCUACACAGUUUACUUCCUGAAGUUUCUCCGCUGAAGAACAAAAAGUUCAAAACAUGCGCCGUGGUGGGAAACUCUGGCAUUCUCCUCAAGAGCAGAUGCGGAAAGGAAAUAGACAACCAUGACUUUGUUAUCCGAUGUAAUCUCGCUCCUCUAGAAGAAUUUUCAGAUGAUGUGGGUUUAAAAUCAGACUUCACCACCAUGAACCCCUCAGUUAUUCAGCGGGUGUAUGGGGGCCUGCAUAACAAAACGGCACAGGAACAUUUCAUCCAGCGUUUACGCCAGCUCAAUGACAGCGUGCUUUGGAUACCUGCCUUCAUGGUAAAGGGCAGCGAGAAGCACGUUGAGGGUGUGAAUGAACUCAUUCUUAAAAACAAACUGAAAGUGCGCACAGCCUAUCCCUCACUUCGUCUCAUCCAUGCUGUACGAGGAUACUGGCUCACAAACAAGAUCAAGAUCAAAAGACCGAGCACUGGAUUACUGAUGUACACAAUGUUUACACGCUUCUGUGACGAAAUCCACCUUUAUGGAUUUUGGCCUUUUCCCAAAGACGGCAACGGGAAUCCUGUUAAAUAUCAUUACUAUGACACACUGAAAUAUCACUAUUUCUCCAAUGCAGGUCCUCACCGUAUGCCACUGGAGUUCAGGACUCUUAGAACACUGCAUAACAAAGGUGCACUGAAACUGACCACGACUAAAUGUGAACAACAUUAAAGUACAGUGUACGGACAUUUUUGCACUCUAAUGUAGCGUGCUCACCAAAGCGUUUACGCCGGUGACCGGCAUAUGUUUUUAUUUGUUUUCAAUGGAAGUGCGGCGCUUUUCAAAAAAGCCAGCAGCUGGCGGGUUUUGUCCAGUUUUUCCGCCCUGACCGCACUUUCUGCCAACUUUGGGUGAAAAGCGAAGCUCGCAGUGGUUGAGGGCCAGGACAAAUAUCACAACAACUAACCAGCACAUCGUUCAACGACUGAUAAACAAAGCAGAAAUUUCAUAGCAACCAAAGGGCUUAGCUGAAAAAAGCUGGCAAGUGCCUAAAGUCUGCUUGGGGUUUUAGCUGCGUUUAAAUGCUUUGGUGUGUACCCCCCUUAGGCCGUGUGUCUGAAAAUGACAGGUGCUCUUCUGACAACGCCAACUGUGGCUCUUUUCUCAACUGAGCCAUUUUUGUUGAUCUAAUAUGGAGUGUGGUACUAGUAUCUGAUUUCACAGAUAAAUUAAUAUCUCAUUCAUAAUA
Misgurnus anguillicaudatus (oriental weatherfish) is the source of this 1676-nucleotide messenger RNA. It is a transcript of the gene st8sia4, whose product is annotated as ST8 alpha-N-acetyl-neuraminide alpha-2,8-sialyltransferase 4. Gene Ontology annotation, biological process: oligosaccharide metabolic process; N-glycan processing. Lineage: Eukaryota; Metazoa; Chordata; Actinopteri; Cypriniformes; Cobitidae. The record is from RefSeq and is a predicted model, not a curated record. Gene Ontology annotation, molecular function: alpha-N-acetylneuraminate alpha-2,8-sialyltransferase activity.